Molecule: messenger RNA, 2064 nt
Organism: Ogataea polymorpha
Lineage: Eukaryota; Fungi; Ascomycota; Pichiomycetes; Pichiales; Pichiaceae
Exons: 1
Coding region: 389-2008 (539 amino acids)
Cellular component (GO): mitochondrion
Molecular function (GO): GTP binding
Source: RefSeq, a predicted model, not a curated record
AGAAACUAGUAGGCUCGCUUCCGGGCCAGAUCGGACGCCCGUCGGCCCUCCAGGAGGCUAAGGAGGUCAAACAUCAGGUGACGACCAUCGUCAACGUCCUGAUCAGCGUGGUUUCUGUGGCCUACGCGGUGUGGUACUGGACAGGAUCUGUCAAUCUGUUUAAUGACGCUACCAGGGUGCUGUUGGCUCUUUUUGCGGCCAUUCUGGUGCUCGUGGCCGAAGUGGUGGUUUUCGGGGGCUAUCUAAGACGCGUGGACGAGGCCAAACAGCGCGAGCGGAGAAAGAAAGAAGUGCGCAAGGUGGUGAAUUCUGUCACAUUUACGAAAAAAUCACAGUGAGCAUGAAAAAUAUUGAAAAAAAUAUUUCUAUAUAGUCCGCAGAGUGCAAAAUGUGGCACUUGUUGUUUCACUGCGCAAGAAAACAGGUCGUCCGGUCUGUGCAGCCAAUGGUGGCAUUUCGACUGGUCUCCUCGGUUCCUCUCAAAGCCAAAUGCACUUCCUGUGGCUACAAACUGCAGAACUCCGACCCGGGCAAGCCAGGGUACACCAAAUACUCGUUUGAGGAAAAUGUGCGAGAGAAGCCCCAAAUCCGAAACCACAGCAUUCCACAGGAGAAGGAACAGGCGAUUCUCGAAGAGUUCCGCUCGAUGAUGGGGAAUUUGCCCGUUAAAUCGUCUGAACCCAGUGCCAACAAAGCAGACAAAAGCCCAAUGUGUCUGCGGUGCUACGACGCCGUCCACCACAACGUGUACAACCCUGAAGAGCACGUGACAAUUUCCGUGGAGGAUGCAAUGAGCGAAAUCCCUUCCAAUGCCAAAAUAGUACAUGUGAUUUCGGCCCUUGACUUUCCUCUUGGCGCAACCUCAAAAGUCUUGCAAAACAGAGAUCCAAGCAAGAUUUAUUACGUUAUCACCAAGAUGGAUUUAUUCUUCAAUAGAGACCACUACAUCAACUCCGAAGGAACGCAAUAUUUUGCCCAGGUACUGCAACGUCUGGUUGGGGCAGACCCAAGCAAGGUUCGCUGUGUGACGGCGAGAAACAGGUGGGGAGUGCGCGAUCUCUACUCAUGGCUACCCCAAGGCAAUUUGUACUUCAUUGGGGAGACAAACUCGGGCAAAAGUCGGCUGAUUGAGAGUCUGUGCAGGUACCACGAGUACGUGAAGAGAGAAGAGAUACAGUCGACUCCUGGAGUUAGCAACUGGCCCGGCUUCACGCGAGAUUUUAUGAAAUACAUUUUGCACAAAAGAGACACAACCCUCAUAGACACCGUUGGAUUUGCUCCUCCGCAGGAGGGAAUCUUCAAAUACAUGCUCUCUGAACACAUACCUGCUCUUCCAACCCUGAAAAAACCGCCUACUCAAGAGCCAAAAGACCACCGUCUGCAGUCGUUGAGCGUGAAGACCGCAAAGUAUUAUUCGGGAGACAGGGUUUUCAGCAUCGGAGGCUACUUCUAUCUACGACCUCCCAGCGACUGUGCUUUGAGAAUUUUCCCCGGCAUGUCAGGCAAGCAAUUCAAUCAGCAUUCCAUCGAAAAAGCGAUUCACACCAGUUUGAACCGAGAUCGUGCCGUUGCGUCUAACUUUUCAGUCAACAAACUGGCGGUUCAGCAUCUCGAACGCCACGUGAUUCCCAUCUUCUACGGCGCCGUCGAUCUGGUAUUCCGUGAUAUCGGAUUUUUAACCAUUGCUCCAACGGGGAUUCCAAAGAUCCGCGAGCUUUUCGAGCUUUGGAUUCCGAAGGGAAUUGACGUGAUUGUCAGAGAACCGAUUUUCAAAUACAUAUAUCCGCGAACGAUGCCCAAAGACCCCAAUGCUCCUAGGUUGUCUAAAUACAGGAAAGUCCCUGAAGACAAGCUAAUUUAUACCAAAAUUUUCCCCGUGGACGAACACAGGACGAAAGCUGAACUAUUGGAGGAGUUCGAUUCAAAUGGGUCAAUCCGAGAGCAUUUCGAGUCCGCCAAGUCGCAGGACAGUUACAGAAAUCCCGGCUGGGUGCAACCAGAGCUGUAGCUUAGACCGGGGACGAUCGACGCAAAUAGUCCCAUGUACAUAACGAAAAUACUUUC